Messenger RNA from Polyodon spathula (Mississippi paddlefish), 2106 nucleotides. RefSeq names its product T-box transcription factor TBX22-like. Bases 120 to 1622 code for a protein of 500 amino acids. Gene Ontology annotation, cellular component: nucleus. The record is from RefSeq and is a predicted model, not a curated record. Gene Ontology annotation, biological process: cell fate specification; positive regulation of DNA-templated transcription; regulation of transcription by RNA polymerase II. Lineage: Eukaryota; Metazoa; Chordata; Actinopteri; Acipenseriformes; Polyodontidae. The transcript is spliced from 8 exons. Gene Ontology annotation, molecular function: DNA-binding transcription factor activity, RNA polymerase II-specific; RNA polymerase II cis-regulatory region sequence-specific DNA binding.
CUUUCCUUGGGAAGGCAGUGAAGCGGGGAAGCAGGGGCUGUGCGCACGGAGAUUUCGUGCAUGAGUUUCAGGAUCGGGCUGGUUUCUCGUGCUCUAGUAUAAGGACCCUGGACCCGAGGAUGGCUUUGAGCUCCCGGGCUCACGCUUUCUCAGUGGAAGCUUUGGUCGGGAAACCAACGAAGAGGAAAAUUGAGGAUUGUAGAGAGGAAAAAAGUACUAACGAUACUUUGGAGCAGGAAGAAGAAAAUGUUCCAUGCGCAAAGAUUGAAGCAGAUGAACUUGGAAAACGAAGUAAACUGGACUCUUUCAUUCGGAAAUCCUCUGGGGUUGAAAAGUCUGGUUCUGAGAACGAUAUUCAAAUGGGAUUACAGGGCUCGGACCUGUGGAAGAGAUUUCACGAGAUUGGAACAGAGAUGAUCAUUACGAAAGCCGGGAGGAGGAUGUUCCCUUCUGUGCGAGUGAAGGCGAAGGAACUGGAUCCCUUUAAACAGUACUAUAUAGCAAUGGACAUUGUCCCUGUGGAUUCCAAAAGAUACAGGUAUGUGUACCAUAGUUCGCAGUGGAUGGUAGCGGGAAACACCGACCACUCCUGUGUAACGCCCAGGCUGUAUAUCCACCCAGACUCACCGUGCUCUGGGGAGACUUGGAUGAGGCAGGUCAUUAGUUUCGACCGGGUUAAACUCACCAACAACGAGAUGGACGACAAGGGCCAUCUCAUUCUGCAGUCCAUGCACAAGUAUACUCCGCGGGUCCACGUUAUCCUGCACGAUCCCAGGUUUGACUUGUCGCAGAUUCAGUCUUUGCCAGCUGAGGGCGUGACGACAUUCUCCUUUAGAGAGACAGAAUUCACCACCGUCACCGCCUACCAAAAUCAACAGAUCACUAAACUAAAAAUAGACAGGAACCCCUUUGCCAAGGGUUUCAGAGAUCCUGGAAGAAACAGGGGUGAUCUUGAUGGUAUCCUGGACACCUAUCCCUGGAGGUCCCCUCUGAACUUUGACUUUAAGCCUUUUGCUGUGGAGAGCCAAGGAGGAAGCUCAAGUUCCCCCUCCAGCUGUGGGACCCUUUCCCCUCUGAAUGGGCUGCUCUCUCCCCCCUGCUCCCCUCCAUCUUUUCUGCUGUCGCGCAGCUCUUUCAGGUUGCCCUGCUCAGACAGCCUGGGUCUGCCCCUUUGCUACAAGAUGUGUUCCCCCACGAGCCUGAUAAGGACCCGGCCUUUCAGCCUGCCAGGCCACGACAGGCUACAGGGCAGCAGCUCCCCAGGGCUACCAGUGCUGAACAACUUCCCCUUCCUGUCUUCAUUGGACAUCUCAACACUGCAGAGCAGGAAGGGAGGGGACUGCAGGGGGCAGUGUCUUCAGGGUGCUCCAGGCUCUCCACAUCAGCCUCAUCUACACAGGGUGCACCCGUCAGGCAACGUGGGUAUCCCUCCCUCACCUCUUCCGCACAUCCCUGCUCCCCUGCGCUCUCCCUACAAUCUCUACGGCUACAAUCUGCCAGUGGCAUCAAGGCUAGCUGACAUGACGAGACAUUUUAAACUUGCCGAGAACAGUUCUGCUUCUUCCAGAGAUGAACGAUUUGCUCAGGUGCCUUGGCACCCCACAGUGGACCAGUGUCUUUGAGAGGUAUUCUGAGAACUACAGGGAUUUCAAUAUUUAUACUGUGCAAAUAAACCGACAACCUCAAAAUUAUUCUUCGAUUUUACAUACCUGUCUGCUCGGUCCUACUUGGUGCCUUUUAUAGACUUUCUUACUUAGCCAAACAAACUGACAAGACUUGUAGCAGUAGGUGAUUAAAAAAUAAAUUUGUGUGGUGUAUCUUAAACCAUGCUUUCUUAUUUACAUUUGCUCUAUGUGUUAUUUCUCCCUGGCAUUUUGUAUACGUCCAGGAGCAAAGUGUUACAAGAGGAAUGUAUUAGUCACGAUGAAUAGGACGUUUCAUAUACCAAGCUGCUCUAACUUAUAGCUCAGGAAGAAAGACAUUUAAAAAAAGUAUUAAUAAGGUGUUUUUAUUUGAACUUAAAAAGGACAAAAUACACAUUGUGUACAUUUUAUGAUGUGCUUUUAAGGGAACAGGGCCAGGGGUAAUAAUUUGACCCUGUUCACA